This is a messenger RNA of Triticum aestivum (bread wheat), 574 nucleotides long. RefSeq lists its product as uncharacterized. The coding region runs from base 195 to 542 and encodes 115 amino acids. The record is from RefSeq and is a predicted model, not a curated record. NCBI's taxonomy places the organism in Eukaryota, Viridiplantae, Streptophyta, Magnoliopsida, Poales, Poaceae. The transcript has 2 exons.
UCCCUGUCCGUCCUCCUGUGUGCGGCGCCGCCGCUGCGCACAGGCCACAUCUCCUUGCCCUCCUCGACAUCUCCGGCCAAGGCGCUCACUUCUCCGGCCCUCCUCCACAUCUCCUCGCCUCCACCCCAUCCACUUCCUGUCGAAGACUGCAGCAACGGAGCUCGGCGGCUGCGGCCCUUCUCCAAGACUGCAGCAUGGUGCUCGGCGGCUGCGGCAACGGAGCUGAUGGAGCGCGAGCCGACCAGUUCAACGGAGGCAGUAGCACGGGGCAGCGGCAGCAGCAUGGAGGGCGUCCGCUUGACUGGAAAGAGAAUGUAUUUGUUGAUAGUGAGAGUGAGGAUAAUGAUGGGGUGAGUGAGGAUGGGGAAGAUGCUCCAUCCAUGCAUGAUCAGCAAGAGGCGCAAAUGCAAGUGGAAAAAGAGACACAAAUUCAAGUGGAAAAGGACGCACCUCCAAGAGAUGGCAAUUUGGAGACCCGUAGAUCUGUACGGCUUGUCAAGAAGAAGACCAAGGGCGUCAACAGCCUAUACCCUGUUGCUUAGAAAUCUGUUGGCAUGUCUCUUCUUUCUAGUGU